ACGCUUAUACGAUUGCGAUAAUUUCAUCUAUACUUAUCGGGUUUAUAACACCGAUAAUCCGAUUUGGUCAAAAUCCGGCGGAGAAAAACCCUAAAAAUGGAGAAAGAGACGAAGGAGAAGAUCGAGAAAACUGUGAUAGAGAUACUCAGUGAAUCGGAUAUGAAAGAGAUAACAGAGUUCAAGGUUCGUAAACUCGCUUCGGAGAAACUCGCAAUCGAUCUCUCGGAGAAAUCUCACAAAGCAUUUGUACGAAGCGUCGUGGAGAAAUUCCUCGACGAAGAGAGAGCGAGAGAAUAUGAAAACUCACAAGUGAAUAAGGAAGAAGAAGAUGGAGAUAAGGAUUGUGGUAAAGGAAACAAAGAGUUUGAUGAUGACGGCGAUCUUAUCAUUUGCAGGUUAUCGGAUAAGAGAAGAGUGACGAUUCAGGAAUUUAAAGGGAAGAGUUUGGUUUCUAUCAGAGAGUAUUACAAGAAAGAUGGCAAAGAACUUCCUACUUCUAAAGGAAUAAGCUUAACAGAUGAACAAUGGUCAACCUUCAAGAAAAACAUGCCAGCCAUCGAAAAUGCUGUCAAGAAAAUGGAAUCGCGUGUCUGAAUGAAGAACAUGUGAUACUUUAUCUCUAAACAUGUAGGCGGAGGUUGAAGAAACUAAAGCUUCUGCUGCAGCAAACCGGAGCUGAUCAAUCAAAGCGUGUGUAUUGCCUUCAACUGCCAAAAUCUCUUCAAGCUGCUUACUUCCGAUCACCACUUUCGCUUUCCAAACUCCAUUUCUUCUUUGCGGCGACACUUGUAUCCUUGGCCCAAGUACUCCUCUAGGGCUUGUUGUACCUUGUCUAACAAGAUACCCUAGUGUUUUCUCCCUUGUUAUUGGCAACGAGCUACAUCUCCGGCUUCUGUAAUACUCUUCCAGGAUGUUUCUUGAAUUUGUCGCAAUUACGGUAACCGAACCACCACCAUCAGAUACUGCUCUUUGCGAACAAUUCCCCAUCUUCACAGCAACUAAAAAUGAAGAAAAAAUAAGAAAGAAACAGAGAGUUUAAAACUAAAUUUUGAGUUUGAUUUGAUUGUUUUUGGUUCAAGAUAGGUUUAUAAAUACUAAAGAGAGAGUAACUCUCAGACAAGGAUUGAUCAAACAGUCUCUUUGUUGUCUCUUAAUCUCACUACUUGCAUGUGAUACUCCGCGCUGUGCAUAAUACUAUUACCUUAUCC
Messenger RNA from Arabidopsis thaliana (thale cress), 1208 nucleotides. RefSeq names its product transcriptional coactivator p15 (PC4) family protein (KELP) (gene KELP). Gene Ontology annotation, biological process: positive regulation of transcription initiation by RNA polymerase II; regulation of DNA-templated transcription. Lineage: Eukaryota; Viridiplantae; Streptophyta; Magnoliopsida; Brassicales; Brassicaceae. The transcript has 4 exons. The record is from RefSeq and is marked reviewed. Gene Ontology annotation, cellular component: nucleus. The coding region runs from base 97 to 594 and encodes 165 amino acids. Gene Ontology annotation, molecular function: transcription coactivator activity; DNA binding.